Messenger RNA from Drosophila albomicans, 908 nucleotides. RefSeq names its product cuticle protein 16.5. Bases 102 to 878 code for a protein of 258 amino acids. NCBI's taxonomy places the organism in Eukaryota, Metazoa, Arthropoda, Insecta, Diptera, Drosophilidae. The transcript has 5 exons. The record is from RefSeq and is a predicted model, not a curated record.
AGAUUGAGACAGUUUUCAAUUCGAAGCCCAGCAGCCCGGUGCUACAUAUCGUUUUUUUUAAGCAUUCGCAUUCGCCCCAAAAUAAAAUAACCACUAUCAAAAUGGCAUUCAAGCUUGUGUUCUGCAUCGCCGCCAUGGCCAUCGCCUGCGCUCAGGCCAAACCCGGCGGCCCAGCGGCCUAUUCGAUUAGUGCACCCAGCGUGGAUCACGCAUCGGUGGGCAACACACAGGAGCACACGGUGAAGGGACACUACGGUCAGUCCUCGCAAUCGGACUACGCCAGCCAGGUGCAGACAGCGCACUCGCAGUCGCAUGUGCAGCGCUCCAGCAUCAGCAACGAUGGUGGCCUGGCGCCCGCACAUGGUUAUGCCGUUGCACCACAAGCCGCUGGCUAUGCCAUUGGACACACUGCGCCCGCUGCCCAAAUCCAGCUGGCGAGCAGCAGCAGUGCCUAUGCCGCGCCCACAUUUAGCUAUGGCGGACAUUAUGCGGCAGCUGCCGCACCCACCUUGGCCUAUGGUGGCCACUAUGCUGCCACUGCCCCAGCUCUGCAGUUGUCGGGCGCUGCCUCGCAUGGCUUUGGCCUUGGCUAUGCCGGCUAUGCUGCUGCACCAGCUUUGUCCCAUGGCUACUUGGCUGCCGCUCCAGCUCCAGCUCCUGUUGUGAAGUAUGCCGCCGCCGCCGCUCCAGCUUAUGCUCCCAGCCUGAUUGGACAUGGCAUUGGACUCGCUGCACCAGCUGCUUAUGCUGCCCCAGCCUAUGCCGCACCCGCCUACACCACGCAUCUGGCCGCUGCCCCAGUGCUUAAGGCUGCCGUUGCUGCCCCCGCAUUGGUGCACACAUCUGUCUCUGGCCAUGGUAUCCACUAUGGCUACUAAGAUGAUGACGAUGACGAUGACGAUGACGAU